Messenger RNA from Haliaeetus leucocephalus (bald eagle), 5040 nucleotides. It is a transcript of the gene AK9, whose product is annotated as adenylate kinase 9. The transcript has 35 exons. The record is from RefSeq and is a predicted model, not a curated record. Gene Ontology annotation, molecular function: ATP hydrolysis activity; ATP binding; nucleoside diphosphate kinase activity. Gene Ontology annotation, biological process: AMP phosphorylation. Gene Ontology annotation, cellular component: cytoplasm. The coding region runs from base 1 to 5040 and encodes 1679 amino acids. Lineage: Eukaryota; Metazoa; Chordata; Aves; Accipitriformes; Accipitridae.
AUGGCUUCACAAGAGGAAAAACAAGCUCAGCCCUUUGCAGAUAUCUUCGAUGAAGAUGAAGCUGAAAAAUCCUUUCUGUUAUCCAAGCCCACUUGCUUAAUUAUCCUUGGAAAGCCAGGUUCUGGAAAGAAAACAUUAGCUAGAAAACUAGCAGAAAUAUGGAAAUGCAUUUUCAUAGAAGCUUUAGAAGUAAUUCAAAUGAAUAUUCAUGAAGAAACAGAAUAUGGGCUUAAGUGUCAAGAAUUGCUUUUUAAAGGUCAAAGUAUUUCAGAAGAACUGGUUACAGAAAUGAUUUUGCAAAAGAUUGAGUCACCAGAAGUUGCUCAUUUUGGUUAUGUUCUCAGUGGAUUUCCUUCUCUCUCAGAGGAAUACAUGUCUGUUUCACAGCAAAUAGAGAAAAUAAAGAAUCUAAAAUUAAAACCGGAUUUCCUGAUUAACAUUAAGUGUUCAGAUUAUGACUUAUGCCAAAGAAUAUCAGGACAAAAGCAACACCCUGAUUCUGGGCGGGUAUAUCAGAGGAACCAGUGGGAUCCUAACGUUAUUGAAAAGCAUAAGAAAGAGAAAGAUCAGCAUGAAGAAGAGAGUGAAGAAGAAGAUGAAGAGCAGGAAGAAGAGACUGCAGAAGAUCCACUUACAAUGUCAGAAUUUUUGCAUCGAUUAGUGCAGAGGCCUGAAGACAUUCUUGAAAAUGCAGAGGAAAGAGUUGGAAUGUAUAAGGAUAUAAUGCUUCGUCCUUUAGAAGACUUGAUGGCUGAACAGGAUUGCCAAUAUCUUAUUGAAGUUGAUGGAAAUCAGCAACCAGAUGAUCUCUUUGUAUCAGUAGUAGUUCGACUUCAAUCUCUGGGUGUUCGAAAUGCAGCUCCUAUUACUAGACUUCAAAGUCAGCAAGAAGAAAUACUGGAGGGACUGGAAAAUGAUGAACUUUUCCGGGUUCUGUCAUCUUACAAACUAAUAGCACACAGAUAUCGAUGGCGUAGAAGCAGGUGGGGGCAAGCAUGUCCUGUGGCUCUAAAGGAAGGUGAUAUUGUAAUGGGAAACCCAGACUUGGCUGUCAGUUUUCUAGGUAAAAUGUACGUACUGUCAUCCCCAGAGGCAUUGAAAACAUUUAUGUUGAAUCCACGGCCUUACCUGUUACCACCAAUGCCACUUCCUCCUUGUAAAGUACUAGUAUUUGGUCCUCCAUUCUCUGGAAGAACAACUAUUUGUAACCUAAUUGCACACAAAUAUAAAGGAAAGGUUCUUGAUAUGGCCAAACUAAUUCAACCCCAUAUGGAAGAAUCAAGAGAAGAAAGAAUUGAGCAAAUGCGAAGGGAUACAGUAGAAAAGGCUAUAACAGCAGUGAAAAAUAGGUUGGAAUUAGAAAAACAGUCAAGAGAAUCAGGAAUAUCAGAGAUAACUGCUGACCACCCAGAAAUUCAAGCAAUGGUAGAAGAAGCCAUAAAAAGUGCAUCAGUCUCUGAAGUUACACUGUCACCAGAAAUAUAUGCUGAAGUAUUGGAGAGAGCUAUUGCAGAGCUUAUGAAGAAGAACAAAGACAGGUUUCCUGGUGCUCCAGAAAAAGGAGGAUGGGUAGUGGAUAACUACCCUCUGUCAGAAGAUCACUGGUCAGCUUUGUCAGAAAAAGGACUCCUACCUGACACUGUUGUCUGUCUGAAGAAUACAGAAAAAGAUGGAGCCUGUGUACUACGCAGGACAUACUUAGCAAAUAGGGAUGAAAUUAAUUCAAAGAUUUUGAAAAGACUAACAGAUGAAGCCUUAGAAAAGAAAGAAGAUGAAGAAGCAAGAAAAGAAAUGCAAGAAAUACUGACAUCAGAGGAAGACCAAUCUCUAGAGGCUGCUGAGGAGAAAGAAUUUGAAGACAAUGAUGAGCAGCUCCCACCAGAAACUGAACAAAUGCCCCAGAAACAGUCCACUGACUCUGCAGGUUAUAAGGAAGAAUCUAAACCUACAGAAAUCAUACUACCUGAGUUUGCAGAGGAUGAUUUUCCAGAUAUACCAGAAAUGGAAAUAAUUAAAAGGAAGAUUGACCUUUUCAUGCAUGACUGGCAAACAGUGGAGUCAGAAAUCAAGCAGUCAUCUCUAGUUCAGGUUGUUGUUUUAGAGAUUGCUGAGCAAACUCCAGAAAGUCUGCUUAAUCAGACUGUGCUGGUUAUGGAAAAGCCUUUUAAAUAUCAUGGUUGGGAAUUAUCUGCUGAAGACUUAGAUGAGGAAGCAGAAGAUCUGGCUGCUGAAGAGGAAGAUGAAGAAGUUGAAGAGGAAAAUGAAAAUGAAGAGGCUCCUCCUUUACGGGUGUGUCUACUUGGGACUCACGGAGCAGGUAAAACUACUUGUGCACGACGGAUAGCAGACAAAUUAGGCAUUUUCCAUAUUCAGUUUGAAGAAUAUCUACAGGAACUGAUCUUACCCAAAACUAAAGAGAAAGUUGGGCCCCAUGUUGAUGAAGAACCUGAAGAAGAUGACAAUAAAAUGCUAAUUCUAUCACAGGAACUGGAAGACUUCUCUCAGACCAUGACUAAAACUGAGACUGAAAAAAGCAAACAGGAAUUGGAGUUAACUCAUGAGGAAGAAGCAAUCAAAGCAAAUCUAAUGGAUAAUGAGGCACUACCUCCAGAAGUCCUUGAUAACAUUGUUCUUGACUGGUGGAGGAAAGAGCCAUUUCGGUCUACAGGAUUUAUACUGGAUGGUUUCCCUCGUACUUUAGAUGAAGCCCAGUAUUUGUCAGAACGAGGACUCUGUCCUGAAGUUGCAGUUUAUAUUCAAGUAGAAGAAAGUGAUGUUCUUGACCGUCUUUUUCCUCCACGUCUGAAAAAAUGGAAAGAAAGACAGUGUAAAAAAAUGGAAAAUAAAAAGAAACGGAAAGACCUGAAAGCGAAAAUAAGGGAUGAGAGGAUUGCUAGAAGAAGAGAAGAACUUUUAGCAGAAAAAAAACAAAAGAAACAGGAGGCUUUAGCAAAUAAGGACCAUUAUGAAGCCACUGAGGAGGAAGAUGAGAAUGAAAAUGAAGAUGUUGAAGCUAUACUUGAAGAAGAGUUUUUAGAAGAAGAAGAAGAAGAGGCUGAAGAAGAACAGGAGAUUGAUGCUGUUGACCGCAUACAAAAUGAAAUUGCAGAAAAAUUUGAUUCAGAACUAGACAGUUUACAAGGUGUACAGGAAGAACUUGAAAAAUUGUUAAUACCACAAAUUGAGAUCAAUGGAGGACGGAAGCCUCACAUCGUAUGCUACCAAAUAUAUAGCAAGCUGAAUUCUCUAAUGGAAAAUCGUGGAAGCAUUUUUGAGAAAUGUUACCCAAUAAGUUUGCCACUUGCACAUAAGAUGCUAGUUUUCUCGUAUAAAUUUCCAAGUUCUUUUGGUCAGUGGGACCCAAUCAAGCUAAGUGAAGGAGAUGUAAUCAAGCCACAACAAAGCCAUGGAAACACAGUCUUUCCUGUAAUCCAUCGACAAUACAUUUAUUUCUUUUCAAGUAAAGAAAAUAAAGAAACAUUUAUGAAAAAUCCCAUCAAAUAUAUUCGUCAGUCAAAACCUAAACCAGCUGUGCCAGUUAAGAUUGCAAUUGUGGGACCUCCAAAAUCUGGAAAGACUACAGUUGCCAAGAAAUUUGCAAGUGUAUAUGGGUUACUGCGCCUGAGUAUGGGAGAUGCCAUACGGCUAGUGUUAAACAAUCAGCCGGAGAGUGAGUUGGCACUUCUGUUAAAGUGGCAUCUUCACAAAGGACUGACCGUACCCGACGAACUGGCCAUCCAGGCUCUUGAUGUGGCUCUGAUGAAUCACGUGUGUAAUACCACCGGAGUUAUAAUUGAUGGAUAUCCUGUAACAAGAAAACAAGUAAACCUCCUGGAAUCAGCUAGGAUUAUUCCAGUGAAAAUCUUUGAAUUGGAAAUGGAUGCAAAGGAAGUGUUCAGAAGAGCACUGUUGGAUAAGGAAAGCACGAACAGACCUCCCUACCCUGAACAUGACAGCUCACAGAUUCUAGCUAUUAAAAAUUCCUGCUAUAAACAGCACAUUGAUGCAAUUAGGACUUACUAUAAGAAGGAGCAUCAGAACUGGUGUGUGAUUGAUGCCUGUCAGAGCAAGUGGUGGAUCUGGAACAAAGUACUGCAGGAAGUUCAAGUGGUUGUUAAAGAAAUCCAGAUAUACCUGGAAAGAGUAAAAGAAGGAAAAGCAGCUGGCAUUGCUGAUUUAUGUAUCACUCCUGAAGAGCUGCAGUAUCGGCUGGGGGAGUUUGGACAGUACUGUCCCGUCAGCCUUGCAGAAAAGGGUGAACUGGUUGACUGCUCUGUAAUGUCAUCAUUGCAGUUUGCUGCAGAAUUCCGAGGACACUAUUACAAAAUGGCUUCACAGGAAGAACUGGACAAAUUCUUGAGCAGACCAGAGGUUUAUGUGCCACCACUGGCACCUCACCCUCUCCCACCCCCAGAUAAGCUACCAGAGAAACUGACGGCGGCAGAAGUGAAGGCCUUAUUCCCUAUAAGUGCUGAAAUGCAGGGAUAUUGUCCAGUCACUUACCUAGAUGGAAAACAGAGAUAUGAAGCUUUGGUGCCUGGCAACAUCGAGUAUGCAGCAAAAUAUCAAGAUAAGGUAUAUAUUUUUGAAAGUGAAGAAAAACUUCUGAAGUUUAUGAGGUUACCAGAGAAGUACUGGAAUCUGAAGCUUCCACAUAAACUCCCUCCAAUAAAGGAGCCAAUACCCCUCACUGCACUUCCUUUGGCUGGAUACCUUGAACAGGGAGUAGCAACUUCUCUAAUAAAAGCUCUGAAUGAAGUAGGCUGCUUAAAGCCGAAGUUUCCAUUCCUAAGUGUAAAAAAAACCGCUCUGCUGUUUGUCGCCUGCCACUUAAAAGCGCACAACCCCCGGAGCUCGCAGCCGGCGCGGCAGCGGUACCAGAGGAAGCUGGCGCGGUUCGUGGAGCACUGCCGCCUCCUCCCCUACCUGGGGGCGGCCAUGGCGGGGCCCUACCGCCAGCCGCGGGCCAGGCCCCCGGGUUUUGACGGCAACCUGCAGGCUUUUCUCGCCCUGAAAGACGCCGGCCCCGGUUUCCCGUAG